GCCGCCUUGAGGGAGGUAGGUGAGUGCCUCUCUAAUUUUCGACGAGCACGUGUCUUUCGUUGCUAAGUUUUACUAACUUGUGCAGUGUUUUACUGCUCAAAAAAUGACACUAAUAUAUAAAGUGACGGCAUAGUGUUGAAGUGAUUGAUUAGUGUCAGUGUUUUUUUAUGACUUUCUCACAUAAUCUUCUUUUUUAAACAAUUUUCGGGCCAAGUAAUGCUUCUUGGUGUCCAUUUUUUGCCCAUGGGACGAACCUCGGCUGGAGUACCUGAGCUCUGUUGUCCUGCUUGCGCCAGGUAUGGUUGCGGGAUCGUCAACCACCCAGAGUCUCAUCCACCAUCUCGACGAUGACGUGAUCUUCAACCCCACCAACAUCUCUCCUUCUCCUCCUCCCUUUAAUCCUCCUGUCUUCUCCUGGUCCUCCUGACUGCUACUUUUCUGUCUGUUCCCGUCAAUCUGUCAUCUCCCGUCAACCUGAUAUAUCCCGUCAACCUGACACCUCUAUCAUCCCGACACCUCCCGUCAACCUGACACCUCUCGUCAUGCCUACCGUCGCUUUCCCGUCUGCGGGCGUCCCGAUUUUCCCCAACAAGAGCAGCAACAGAGGGGACACAGCCCGCGGUCACCCCAGCCGGCCUGCACUCGGGGGUUGUCUGGGUGGGUCAUGGGACCCACUUGGGGAUGGUGGGGAGCUUGGCAAACUGCGACAUCGCCCACUUGGCAGGUCGUGGGAUGAACUCUCCUCGCAGGUACCAGAGCAACCUGCGCUAGUGCCGAGUCCUGCGGAUGACCUGCAGUCACCUGCUUUCAGCUUCAGCGACCUACAGUCACCGACAUUCAGCUUCAGCGAACUUCAGUCUCCAGGCAUCGCUAACCUUCAUCGUAUGUAUGAAGUGGAGUCACCAUCCUACCAUGGCAUGUACGACAACCACGCCACUCAUGGUCAUUACUUCACCUAUGAUGAAAGCCACACUAAAAACUUCCUUAAUCAAGAUGACGUGCAAAAUCCCAUCUUCAACCCCGCGUCUCCUAAUCUUCUUGGCUCCCCAGGACUGAUGCCGUCGUCGCCAGGCUUCAAUUUCAGUCAGUCCCCAGACAUGUUCGCUCAGUCCCCGCAGUUCACGUUCCUUCCCAACUCUUCUCAUGGCGGAGCGGCCGACCUUUCGAGGUUCCCGACUUUGGCGGCCACUGAAAGUCACUGCAAUUCUAGCGCAAUCACCUCUAAUGUCGGGGAUCCUUGUAGUCCCAAUGAGGUUAGCUGCACUCCCCCACAAGGAGGCAGUUCCAGCAUAGAUGCGUUGCUCCUGCACACCCUGGCACGAAGACCCAAGAAGAAAAAAGCCUUUUGGAACUCGUCUAUUUUCGGCGCCCCUAAGGUGGCUCUCAGCGACGACAUGACCUCCCCUCGCGACGUCAUGACGGGCACUAAAGGCCUGCUCAACGAGCCCGGCCAGAACAACUGCUUCCUCAACAGCGCCGUGCAGGUGCUGUGGCAUCUGGACAUCUUCAGGCGGAGCUUCAGGGAACUCUCCGGCCACGCGUGCAUGCAGGGAGCCUGCAUCUUCUGUGCGCUCAAG
Molecule: messenger RNA, 1577 nt
Organism: Hyalella azteca
Lineage: Eukaryota; Metazoa; Arthropoda; Malacostraca; Amphipoda; Hyalellidae
Biological process (GO): protein deubiquitination
Molecular function (GO): cysteine-type deubiquitinase activity
Source: RefSeq, a predicted model, not a curated record